GCUAGCAGGGCUGGUUUAGUUGAACCUCAGCUGCUACACAGCUUAAAAAGCCUCAGCAUGUCUCAAAAUGCUCAGUGACCAAAGCAGGAAUAUAACAAGAGUGAAUAUUGGCAGUGAGUUUGAAAGUUGAAGACUUAGAGCUCAAAAAGACUACAAGACCGACCCAGAGCUGCUACUUUUCUCCUGAACAGAUGGAGGAGCUGGAUGAGACUCAGCUGAAGUUUCAGGUGGACAGUCUAAAAUUGCAGCUGCAAAUCCCCAGAGAGAAAACCUCUGUAUCUGUUCCUGAGCUGGUGAAAUGGAUUGAGGAGAAAAUGGCUGAGGAUCCAUUUCUGAAUGCAGAGAUGAUGAGGGACAACCCCUGGGUGGAGUCAGGGAAAUGUGUGGUGUUGUAGAAAUGGGUUUUCCUCUGACCCACCAGGAAUUACAGCAGUGGCUCCAACAGUAGCAAAUGAACACAUAUUCUGUGGCUUGUGCAUAAUAAUAAUAAUGCUAAUAAUGCUGCAGGACACAAACAGGUCCUGUGGUAAAUACAGUAGUAUCUUAAUUUAUAUUAAGCUAAUAUAGCAUUAGUAUGAAUCUUUUAAUAAGGAUAUGCUAAUGCUUAUGUGUAAACACUAUAAAAAAUCAUUAAAAACAUUUAAAACCUUAAAA
Astyanax mexicanus (Mexican tetra) is the source of this 654-nucleotide messenger RNA. It is a transcript of the gene gng13a, whose product is annotated as guanine nucleotide binding protein (G protein), gamma 13a. The record is from RefSeq and is a predicted model, not a curated record. Lineage: Eukaryota; Metazoa; Chordata; Actinopteri; Characiformes; Acestrorhamphidae. The transcript has 3 exons. Gene Ontology annotation, cellular component: heterotrimeric G-protein complex. Gene Ontology annotation, biological process: sensory perception of taste; phospholipase C-activating G protein-coupled receptor signaling pathway. The coding region runs from base 192 to 395 and encodes 67 amino acids. Gene Ontology annotation, molecular function: G-protein beta-subunit binding.